AUGCCAUCAAUUCCAAAAACUGAAAUUCAUUUAAACGUCUAUGAUUUAGUGGACAAUAAUAAUUUGUAUGUUUACGGACUGGGGAUAUAUCACAGUGGUUUGCAAAUUGGAGGGACUGAAUAUACAUUCGGAAGAGAAGGAGCUUUUGAACAUGAACCAAAGAAGGCUCCUGCUGUGCCUUUACGUGAUAGUAUUUUCUUGGCAACAAUUGAACUUCCUCGUGAUAGAAUUGUUUCGAUCGUUGAUGAAGUAUCAAAGGAAUUCAAUACACAAAAAUACCAUUUAUUGAAUAGAAAUUGUAAUCACUAUGCUAAAGCACUUUAUGAAAGAAUUAUUGAUAGAUGUGGAAGAAUUGCAAAGGAAAAGUCAACUCCAAUACCAGGUUAUGUCAAUAGAAUGGCUUGGUUAGGAUCUAAAUUCAGAUGUUUAAUUCCACCUGACAUUAUAAAUACUGCUGUUCCUAGCUCAGCUGAAGGCACUGAGACUGCAGACGAGGCUUCAUCAACUGGAGCAGGAAGUAAGUUUUCUGCUUUCCAAGGAUCGGGAAGAUCUCUAUCUGCAAGAGAAGAGCCAAAGAAGAGCAGUAGUGGAGGGUUGUUCAAUUCCAUGUUUUCAAAAGAUCAAAGCCAGGAUAUUGAAAUUCCAGCAUACUAUGAAGAUUCUGCAGAAAGUAGAAGAGAAAGAAUGUUGAAAGCUGCUGAAAAGAGAAUGUCUUCCAAGACUGACUAA
Messenger RNA from Naegleria gruberi, 729 nucleotides. RefSeq lists its product as uncharacterized. Gene Ontology annotation, biological process: protein deubiquitination. The coding region runs from base 1 to 729 and encodes 242 amino acids. Gene Ontology annotation, molecular function: deubiquitinase activity. Lineage: Eukaryota; Heterolobosea; Eutetramitea; Acrasida; Naegleriidae. The transcript has a single exon. The record is from RefSeq and is a predicted model, not a curated record.